AUGGAAAACCCAAUCAUUUAUCGCGACUCUUUCCACUCGCAGUCGUCAUCUUCAUCCUCAUCUAGAUUCUCGCGACUGCAUCAUCAUCCCAUGGAUGUUUUCAGAAGACUAAGUUCUAAGCGACCUUCCGCAUCACAGACACAGGCAUCAAAUUGUCAGUCGCCUACCGACCGGAGCAACAUCGAUCGCAACAAUCCAUUUGCCACAACCACCCCCACUCGGAGACCCCGACCAAUCGAAGCGAUGGGAGCACCUCCGCCAUAUUCGGCAGCGCCUUUCAAUCCAGCAGAUCUGGCCACACCCAUUCAAGUUUCGGAUGAUUCGCCAUAUGUCUUUCUCCGCGAAUUUGACACGGUCUUCCUGAUUGACGACAGCGGCAGUAUGGCCGGUCGCAGCUGGAGAGAGACCUCAGCAGCCAUCAGCACCAUUGCUCCGAUCUGCACAGCUUAUGACGCUGACGGAAUUGACAUCUACUUCUUGAACCACCGCAAUCCACAUUCACAUCUCGGUGGCUACACCAAUGUCACCACAACCGAGGCUGUCCAGAAUCUCUUCCAGAGCGUGCGUCCACUUGGAGGCACACCGACUGGAACGAGACUGAACCAGCUCCUCAAGCCUUAUCUCGCCCAAGUGGCUGAAUUGGCGGAGCGACAGGCGCACGGAGAGGAAGCCACGGUCAAGCCAUUGAACAUCAUUGUCAUCACCGAUGGAGUGCCCAGUGAUGAUGUUGAGUCGGUGAUUGUCAAUGCGGCCAGAAAGCUCGAUUCCUACGGCGUGGAGUCAUGGCAAGUGGGGAUUCAGUUCUUUCAGGUCGGCCGGGAGCCUGAAGCCGCAGAAAAUCUCAGAGAAUUGGAUGAUGCGUUGUCCAGCACCUACAACAUCCGCGACAUGGUUGACACUGUCCCAUGGACCGGAGACGAGGGACAGAGAUUGACGGCGCAGGGAUUGCUCAAGGUUUGCCUUGGAAGCGUCGUUCGACGACAUGACAGACGAUCUGUCUGA
Rhinocladiella mackenziei CBS 650.93 is the source of this 1002-nucleotide messenger RNA. RefSeq lists its product as uncharacterized. Lineage: Eukaryota; Fungi; Ascomycota; Eurotiomycetes; Chaetothyriales; Herpotrichiellaceae. The transcript has a single exon. The coding region runs from base 1 to 1002 and encodes 333 amino acids. The record is from RefSeq and is a predicted model, not a curated record.